Molecule: messenger RNA, 1044 nt
Organism: Microdochium trichocladiopsis
Lineage: Eukaryota; Fungi; Ascomycota; Sordariomycetes; Xylariales; Microdochiaceae
Exons: 1
Coding region: 1-1044 (347 amino acids)
Source: RefSeq, a predicted model, not a curated record
AUGACUUCCCCUGCUGCUGAACAUACCACUCGUGCCGAGAAAGUCGAGCUCUUUCUCGACCUUUCCGUCCUGCGCUAUAGCAUCGACCCGAGGACCGCAGAAUGGAGCGACCAGGAAGGCCACCCCCACGACUCGCCUGAGCGCUGGGCAAGAGCGGCACGCCUGCUGGCUGAAGACCCUAGCAUCGCACGCGACAGCAUCCACACUGCUGUCGUCGCCCACAAUGUAGAGCUCGUACGCGAGUUUCUCGCGGCCGACGCAGCCUCACCAACCACGUCCCAUGCCUUCGAUGGAUGGCAGCCACUGAUGAGGCUCGCGUACACGCGACUGCCUGGUCUCAAUAUCCUGUCGCCUAGUGGGCAGCCUGCUCCUACUAUCUCCAUGGGGUCAGCCCUGUCCACGACGACCAGCACAGCAUCAGCAGGAACAUACUCGUCGCCGGCAUUGGUCAUUGCAAAGCUUCUCCUAGAGGCAGGCGCGGACCCCAGCGGCGGCCCACUCAGAGGCGAUGCAAAGGGAUUCACGGCCCUGACGGGUGUCAUUGGUGGAGGGGAGGCUGACCAGCCAUCGCACCCACAUGCCGAGGCUCUCGCAAGAUUGCUGAUCCAAUAUGGUGCGGAGCCGUUGGACGGACAGGCACUGUACAACACGUCUUUGGUUCACAGGAGGCCAUAUAGAACCGGGGACGAUACCGCGAGCGGUGGAAUUGACCAAGCGGCUGGCACAAGAGACGACGAAGUUUUCUGGCUUAACUUCUUGUGGGAGGAGUGCAAGGCGCGGUACAUGGCGGACCGGUCCGGGGAUACGGACAAGACGAUGGACACUGAUGGUAUGGAGGACGCAGGGGCACACGUCCGAGAGCGCUGGCAGGCGCCUGUGGCCAACGGCACCCUGCCAGCGCCGCCGCUCGAAUAUCUCCUGCGAAGCGCCAUUUCACAACAUCAGCCUAAGCGCGUGGAAUGGCUGCUUGAGCACAGCGCCGAUGCCGGCACUAGCAUCACACCCAGCGUAGGACAAACGGGCACCACGAAUGAGGAUGAUUAA